Petromyzon marinus (sea lamprey) is the source of this 3457-nucleotide messenger RNA. RefSeq names its product keratin, type II cytoskeletal 7-like. Gene Ontology annotation, cellular component: keratin filament. The record is from RefSeq and is a predicted model, not a curated record. NCBI's taxonomy places the organism in Eukaryota, Metazoa, Chordata, Hyperoartia, Petromyzontiformes, Petromyzontidae.
AGCCUUCCAGCGGGACAGCUCCGGGGUUCCUUCUCUGCCUUCCGCUGCUGCCCAUCGCCGUCUUCUCGCGCGCCAACUCGCCCGCCAACUCGCCCGCCUCUCCCGCCAAAGCCAAAACAACCGAUCGCCCACCUACCGCCCCCACCCCGACCAUCCUUCAGAGCAACAGCCAUGUCCGCCAGCAUCAAAGUGUCGACCACCAAGAGGACGUCCACCCGCAGCAGCGCGGGGGGCCCUAGCGUCGUCAGCGGCGGCUUCAGCAGCCGCUCGUUCGGCGGCGGCGUGGGGGGCAGCCGCUUCGGCGCGGGGGGAGGCUCCGCGUUCAGCCGCCGCAGCACGGCGCUCGGCGGCUCGUCGUACCGGGCCGGCUCGGCCGCCUCCAGCUUCGGCUACGGCAGCGGCAGCGGCGGCUACGGCUACGGCGUGGGCGGAGCGGGCGCGGCGAUUUCGGCCGCGGCGCUGGCCUCCGCGGCCCCCGUGGACAUCGACCGCUCGGUGCUGCCCACGCGCACCCAGGAGAAGGAGGCCAUCAAGCACCUCAACGACCGCUUCGCCAACUUCAUCGACAAGGUGCGCUUCCUGGAGCAGCAGAACAAGGUGCUGGAGGCACAGUGGUACGCGCUGCAGGAGAAGACCACGACCGGCUCCAGCGUCGACGAGAUGUUCGAGGCCUACAUCAACGGGCUCCGGAGGCAGCUCGACGGCCUGGGCCACGAGAACGGCCGGGCGAACGGAGACCUGGGCCAGAUGCAGGCCGUCGUGGAGGACUUCAGGGCCAAGUACGAGGCUGAAAUCUCCCUGCGCACGGAGAGAGAGGACGAGUUUGUCUUUGCCAAAAAGGACGUGGACGGGGCCUACCUGUCUAAGGUGGAGCUCGAAGCCAAACUCGACGGGCUCCAAGAGGACAUAAAUUUCAUGCGAUCCAUUUUUGCCCAGGAGCUCAGCGAGCUGGAGGCCCAGAUCAAGCACACCAACGUGCUGGUGGAGAUCGACAACAGCCGCAACCUGGACGUUGACGGUAUCAUCGCCGACGUGCGUCACCAGUACGAGACCAUCGCGGCGCGGAGCCGGGCCGAGGCGGACGCCUUCUACCAGGACAAGUUCCAGAGCCUGCACUCGGACAGCGGGAGGAACGACGAGGAGCUGCGCGUGACCAGGAACGAGAUCACCGAGCUCAACCGCCAGAUGCAGCGCUUCCGCGCCGAGAUGGAGGCCCUCAAGAAGCAGCGCGCCAAGCUGGAGUCGGCCAUCGCCGAGGCGGAGGGACGCGGAGAGGCCGACAUCCGGGAGGCCAAGGCGGCCAUCGCCCAACUGGAGGAGGAGAUCCACAAGGCCAAGCAGGAGAUGGCCAGACACGUGCGCGAGUACCAGGAGCUCAUGAACGUCAAGCUGGCUCUGGACAUCGAGAUCGUCACCUACCGCAAGCUGCUGGAGGGAGAGGAAUCCAGGCUGAACGUGAUCACGCAGCACCUGACAUACGGCGGAGGGCAGCAGAUGCUGAGUCAAGGGGGAGGCGUCUACAUGGCCGAGGGGGUCACGGGGGCCAUCGUCAGCCACAAGACCACGAGCACCGUCACGAUGUCGUCCGGUGCUUACGGUGGCGGAGUCACCUACGAGACUCUUUGAGGACACUCAGAGGAACGGUCGGAGUCGACACAGCAAGCCUGAAGCUUUUCUAUACUCGCGCUAAUCAGGGGGGCAGUGGGGGGGGGGGGGGGCGGGAAGUGGAGAACUUAUGGCUCAUGGCCUAUAUCCUUGCGGCCCAUGACCUCGUGAAGGCCACUACUUUAAUAAAGCCCUCAACUGACAUUUAUCAAUCACUGCAUGCACCUUAACUGCACUGAUCGGGUACACAAGGUGGAUUUUCGGACACGGCAACAACGGCGUGUUUCUAACCUUGUCCGUGAUAAAUCAAUUCUGUCACUGCGAAGGGCCUCUUACUUGCCAUUUCAGUGACCUGGGUCACUCUUGCAAAAAAGACACACCCUCUCGGCCUCUUGACUUCUCACCAGGUUAAACAAAACAAAACUAAAUCUAAACUCUGGCAGACGCGACCGACACGUGCGGGGUUAAAAUGCGUGGCCAGCCAAAGGGGCCCCAUUCGGCCCUCGGCGAGGAGACGGUCUCCCCCCACCCACGCACUUGUCAAUCGUCGCGCUUCAACCAGGAGCAGUGAGUGGGCCACGUGGGUGGCCGCGAUUGCAUUGUGAGACACGACGGCACGCGGACGCGGCCGUGCGGCGGCAGAGGCCAAUGCACGAGACCCGUCGCAAGGUUGGCUACGUACGGUGCAAAAGAAGUUCGACGUACAUACGUGCUUCUACUCGGAUCGCACAUUCAGGGUUUCGCGCUGUUGGGGCUCUUUAUGGCCUCGCUACAAGAGCUGGGCAGUGCGACAGGUAUGCAGGUGCAGCACGGGCAGACACUACCAGGCUAACAUGCAUAUGUACGCACGCGCGCAUACGUGCACACGUACGUAGGCACGCAUGCACACGUGAGAACGCACGCCAUGACUGGAGAUCAAAGCUCACGUUUAAACAGCUCUGGCCAAAGACGCGAUGGCAUGUUCUAAACAGAACAAUGGUCACAGUAAGUCAUAGUGCCUUUCACAACAAGCACUUUAUAAUCUACAAAUCACUAAAAGUGAAGAAAUAAAACUGGUAAUUCCGCAAAUAAAAGCUUACAAAAAAGGGGAAAUGUGUCUUUCAACUUGCAAUCAAUGCUAAGGAUUCGAAUUUUAAGAUUUUAAAUAUGUAUACACAAUUUCGGAUGUGAUGUGAAAACAUCGGAUGGGGAAGGUAAUACAAAAAAAAUAGCAAUUUGGACCAUGCCGCCAGCACACACAACAGACCACCCUUGCGAAUGACGUCAGGGGAUCUUAACAAACGUCCACUGUGAAGCAAACAGUGCACGUAUUUAAUACAUACCUCAAUACGGUCAUUAGCAUGGUCACUACACACCGGCGUAUUAACCAGGGCGGCUGCUGGAAUUGGAACCGCGAGCCUCUGCAACGAUCAGCGAACGCGUCGCGUCAAAGCCCGGUUCCAGGGGAGACGGGCACGCACGGCACUCCGGUGGCGGUCGAACCACGCGGCCUAAUGACCAACGUACACAUCGAAUGCUCGGCCCCCACCAGGAGGCGAGUCCCACGCCUGCAACUCGCCCAGAAAGCCCGGACAAAGUCGACGAUUCGUCGCUUCCAUUGGGACGAGACGUGACGUGGCAGAGGCCGGUGGCUUCACCGUGGACGCCAGACCAGGGCCACGCGCAAGAUAACGACCGCGGGAAGAGUUGCACCACGAGAGGCCGAGAAACCUGCGGCACGCGCCUUGAAAUAUGCACAACCCCAUACUGUGUUUUUCAUGUGGCUCUUUACAUCCCAACCCCCGCUUGUUUGUUUGGGAUAAACCCUGCUUGGCUUGCGUGUGUCACAUGACUGUCACCGUUUUAUACAAUA